UUUCUUGCAUGUAAUGUUAUGUAAGAAACGCACAUUCAAUUCAUAUUUUGACAAACAACGAGGGCGAUAGUUUUUGCAUAACGGCGUAUCGAAUUUUCGAUGUGAAUGGUAUCCUACUAACCAUGUUAAUUAAUUUUACUUUUGUUAAAUCUACAGAGACUAGUAACAUCUAUUCAAACCGACAUGUCAAGAGUCGACGAUUAUUCACAUACAAUGCAGCACCAAGAGAAAGAGCAACAGCAACAAUAUCCCGAAUCCAAAUUUUUAGUUGUUGAUUCAUGUAUGACUUGUGUAUUAACAUCCACAUUUCAAGAAAUUGUCGGCGAUUUAGUUGUAUUCUUUGAAAAUAUUGAACAAUGUCAAGUAUAUUUAACAAUGAACAGCAAUAAAAAAUUAACACUUUUCAUAGCUGAUGCAUGUGAUUUUGAAACAAUUGUCAAUUUACAACGGAUCAUACAAAUACAUUUUAUUUAUAUUGUUAUGAAAAAGAAGUCAACGAUAAUUAACAAUUAUGAAAUUUCAUUAUUCUACAGUCAUAGAGACGAAGUAGACCGUUCGAAAAUUGAUCGUUUACAUAGCGCACUUAUCAGUGCAUAUCCACAGUCAGGUCAGAAACACAAGAACAUUCCCAAAUCGUUAGAAUUUAUUUGUCUGUGUCUGAAUAAAAAUGUAUCUUCACUGUUAAAUACAAAUGCGAGAGUAUUUUAUGAUACUACUAAAUGCUUGCAGUAUAUUCAAUUAAAUGUUAAUAAUACAAAUCAAUUUAUUCUUAUAUUACCUGAUACUAUUGAAUUAAAAACUAUGAAAAAGUUUGAACAGCUGUCGCAAAUUAAAUCAAUUAUCGUAUGUACGAGUGAUAAAAAUUUAAAUACUGGAAGCGGUAAAGUUCGAUAUUCUCCUAAUGAUGAAAAUUUAGAGUUUCAAUUAAUGCACAACAUCAUUUUCAACGAUGUAGAACAAGGAGAUGCUUAUGUUCAGUUAAAUAAUGACUCAUUAGCAUUAGAAAAAUACUCGAACGCAAAUAAAGUUUGCAGUAAACUCAAUGAAAUUUUAGCAACCGAUAAACAUUUGCAUCAUCUUAUCUAG
Didymodactylos carnosus is the source of this 1086-nucleotide messenger RNA. NCBI's taxonomy places the organism in Eukaryota, Metazoa, Rotifera, Eurotatoria, Philodinida, Philodinidae. The record is from the annotation of a GenBank genome assembly.